AUGGAUAGAGCAAUCACAACUUACUCAAUCGAUGAUGAAGUUAAGGUUGAAGAUUUCAUCAAGGAGGUUUCUUAUACUGUUUUGUUUAAUGAGGCUGAGUGUGUGGCAAAGUGUGUGGCAAAGUGUCUUUACAGUUAUGACGUUGCUUAUCAGAAGUCAGAAACUGUUAGGUAUAAACGUCUAUUGAAGAUUUGUUAUGAGGUAAUAACAAAUGCAGCGUCAUAUGAUGGGCAUACUGAAGAUAUGAUAUCGAAGUUGUCUGCUGCUGUAUCUAGAAUCCGUGCUAAGAUUCUCUAUGUAACAUCAAAGGAAAGGUUCAGAAGGGAGCUGGAUGGCAUCCAUUACGAGAUGCAGGUGACUGACCCAACAUAA
Molecule: messenger RNA, 372 nt
Organism: Carya illinoinensis
Lineage: Eukaryota; Viridiplantae; Streptophyta; Magnoliopsida; Fagales; Juglandaceae
Exons: 3
Coding region: 1-372 (123 amino acids)
Source: RefSeq, a predicted model, not a curated record